AUGAGCCGGAGGGAGGGAAGUCUGGAAGACCUCCAAGCUGACUCCUCAAUCUCACUCCUUCCCCACCUGGAGGCCAAGAUCCGUCAGACUCAUAGCCUUGCCCACCUCCUCACCAAAUAUGCUGAGCAGCUGUUCCAGGAAUAUGUGCAGCACCAGGGAGACCCCUUCGGGCUACCAGGCUUCUCGCCACCGCGGCUGUCUGUGGCCGGCCUGAGUGCCCCGGCACCGAGCCACGCGGGACUGCCCGCGCCUGAGAGGCUGCGCCUGGACGCUGCGGCGUUGGACGCGUUGCCACCCCUGCUGGAUGUCGUGCUCCGCUGCCAGCGGGCCCUGGGAGCGGCCGUGGAGGCCGUGCUGGCGGCGCUCGGCACCCCGGCCCGCGGGCCAAGUCCCGACGCGCCUCCAGCUGCCACCGCCUCCGCAGGUGUCUUCUCGGCCAAGGUUCUGGGGUUCCGUGUGUGCGGUCUCUACCGCGAGUGGGUGACUCGCACUGAGGGCGACCUGGGCCAGCUGAUGCCCGAGGGCCCAGCCUGA
Chrysochloris asiatica (Cape golden mole) is the source of this 534-nucleotide messenger RNA. It is a transcript of the gene CTF1, whose product is annotated as cardiotrophin 1. Bases 1 to 534 code for a protein of 177 amino acids. Lineage: Eukaryota; Metazoa; Chordata; Mammalia; Afrosoricida; Chrysochloridae. The record is from RefSeq and is a predicted model, not a curated record. The transcript is spliced from 4 exons.